CCUCCUGCUUCGCAGGGCAUCUUUGGGCUGAGCUACGAGCAGCUGCUGCAGUCCGAGUGGGUGAUGGACGACGCAUUGACCGUGAAGUUCGAGCUUGAAGUCCGUCCUGAAGGAGAGCCAGAUUCGAAACCCUCGACCCGCCCCGCAGAGGUUCCAGAGCCCACGAUGACCGAAGACAUGCGCGCGCUCUUGGAGGAAGGAACUUGCAGCGACGUGCGGUUCAUAGUGCAGGAGGAGGUGAUCCAAGCACACUCGCAGGUUCUCUGUGCACGAUCCGAGGUCUUCAGCAAACAGCUGACGGCAGGCCUGCAGGAGAGUGUCUCUAAAGUCAUCGUCAUCGAGGAUUCUGAUGUCGUCACAUUCAAAGCCUUUCUGCAGUUUCUGUACACCGAUCGACUGCCGGACGCCCAGGCGCUGAUUUUAGCUUCAACCUCAAGCGAAUCCGAGAACGAGACCUGUGAUCUGCAGCGGUCACCGAUUCAGGUACUCUUGGCUGUGAGCCACAAGUAUCAAGUGAAACGGCUUCAAGUAUGGUGCCAAGCAAAGCUUUCCGAAGAAAUCAAUGCAUCAACGGUCUGCAGCAUACUCGUCCAGGCACAUCUCCUCCAGGCGAAGCAGCUGGAAAAGUCAUGCCUCUCCUUCAUCGAAAUGCAUGCAGGUCAGGUGCUCUCACUGCCGGCUUACGCUGACUUGAUCAAAAAGUGGCCUCAGAUCGGGCUGAAGGUCAGCCUCUUUUUGGCAGGCGUGUCGGAGACGGAAGAGCUGGCAGCACAGGACACGUGA
Symbiodinium necroappetens is the source of this 783-nucleotide messenger RNA. Lineage: Eukaryota; Dinophyceae; Suessiales; Symbiodiniaceae. The record is from the annotation of a GenBank genome assembly.